Messenger RNA from Kwoniella botswanensis, 1479 nucleotides. RefSeq lists its product as uncharacterized. NCBI's taxonomy places the organism in Eukaryota, Fungi, Basidiomycota, Tremellomycetes, Tremellales, Cryptococcaceae. The transcript is spliced from 8 exons. The coding region runs from base 1 to 1479 and encodes 492 amino acids. The record is from RefSeq and is a predicted model, not a curated record.
AUGCGUUUGGCACUUUCUACUACUUUGUUAAUCUUUUUUCUCUUAUUGACAACUACUUCGGCUCAUCCUUCUGGUCAUCAUCCAAGACGUCGACAUGCGAAUAAACAACGGAGAAGUCGAGUUCAACCUUCAUCUUCAACUAUAGAUACUCCUACGACAGCCAACACAACUCCUCAAAAUGGAAUCAAGAAUGACUACACCACUGAACCGACUGCUUUGGGUCUUUGGACCCCUUCUUCCGCUUCUGAUGCUAGUACCUCGAAUGCCAACGCCGCCGCCGCUGCUCCUCAACCUUCCGCCUCUGCUUCCGGCCUAGGUUUGUUCACCCCUCCGUCUGAAGACAAAGGUACCCCAAACUCCGAAGCUGGCUCCGAAGGGUACGGAGGAUGGGGUGGCGGAGGUGGUGGUGGUGGAGGUAGGAAAGGCGGAUGGGGCGGUGGACAAUCACAACAGCAAUCACAACCUUCAUCUACUCCUGCUGCUGGUGAUAUGGGUGUUGACAUUUCGGCAGGAGUCGAUGUGAGUAUAUUGAAAGCUGGUGGAGGCGGUGGAUAUGGUGCACAAUCUACUGCUCCUGCAUCACAGCCAUAUGCAUAUCAACCUCCUACGAGUCAACCGUACUCCGAAGCACCAGUGCCAUCUAUCUCAUCACCUUCUUACGUCGCUCCACCAGCUACUACGAGCUAUGAGAGACCUACGAUCUAUUCGACCAAUUAUAUAGAAGUCACAGAAUGGUACACCCCUCCUUCUACGCCAGGUACAUCUUCAUACCAAGCUCCAGCCUCGUCCGGUCAGACCAACCAGGGAGCCAUCCCAACUUCUCAAAUGUACUCUCCUCCAUCAAUUGCUGGUACACCUACACCUACAAUUCCAAACUCGCCUUCAGCUGCAAAUACGGGAUAUUCAUCAUCCACAGCUGGAGGAUACUCUUCAAACGCGGUGGUAAACUCGGGUGGACAAGUCGUUCACACGUCUUCAUGGACAUCAUCGUGGACGAACUCUUGGUCUAACGCUCCGUCUACUACUUCCCAAGCUCCCGUGGCUACCAGUGCACCGCAGGAUGAUGAUCAAAGGAAAUUUGUGGAUUGUCAUAACCAGUGGAGAAACCAAUAUGGCGCAGGAAACGUCUCGUGGGGUGACGAAUUGGCAAGUUACGCUAAUACCCAUGCGAGCGUUUGUGCUUCUAUGGCACAUACUAAUGGACCUUACGGUGAGAACUUAGCAACAGGAACAGAUGGGUUUAUGGAUAUCAUAAGCUCAAUUGGAAUGUGGAUGGAUGAAGCUUCUGACUAUGAUGCGAGUAAUCCGACUUAUAGUCAUUUCACCCAGGUCGUUUGGAAAGAGACUACUACUAUUGGAUGUGCAGCUAUAAACUGCGGUGCCAACACCGGUAUGGCAGGUCAACUAUAUAUCAUGUGCGAAUAUCACCCAAGGGGUAAUGUCAUAGGUGCAUUCGCCCAAAAUGUCGGUAAGAGGUAA